AUGUGCGCCACCCCAGAAGCUCAUCUGCGCCACCACAGGAGCUCAUGUGCGCCACCACAGGAGCUCAUCUGCGCCACCACAGGAGCUCAUGUGCGCCACCACAGGAGCUCAUCUGCGCCACCACAGAAGCUCAUCUGCGCCACCACAGAAGCUCAUCUGCGCCACCACAGAAGCUCAUCUGCGCCACCACAGAAGCUCAUCUGCGCCACCACAGAAGCUCAUGUGUGGUGUCAGCUAUGCCCGGGACCAUGCCAGUGCCCCAGCCCUGUGCCCCUGUGCCCAGCUGGAGUCCCUCUGGUCCUGGACGGCUGCCAGUGCUGCCAGGUGUGUGCCCGGCAGCAGGGUGAGGCCUGCAGUGAUCUGUACUUGUGUGACAGCCAGAGAGGACUGCAGUGUGACUACAGCACUAGCUUCUCCGGCAACCCUGGAGAGUGUUCCAGUCAGGAGGAGUUGGGCUGUGAGAUGAAUGGGGUUUCUUACCUGGAUGGCCAGGUGUUCCAGCCCUCCUGUGCCACCCAGUGCCGCUGCCUGGGGGGAGGUGUGACCUGUGUGCCCCUGUGCCCUGAGGACAUACGUCUGCCCAGCCCAGACUGCCCAUACCCCCAGCGGGUACAGCUGCCUGGGAAGUGUUGCAAGGAGUGGGUGUGUGAGAACACGGACAAUACCAUCCUUCAGGAUGCCAUCACAGCCUCCAGAUCAGACAGGUUGUGGCCAGGCAUGUCUGGUCCCCAGCCAAACCCAGCCUUUAACUGUAUAGACCAGAGUACAGAGUGGAGUGUCUGCUCCCAGACUUGUGACGGUGGGGUCUCCACUCGGGUUUCCAACAAGAACCCAGCCUGCCGGCUCGAGAUGCAGAGCCGUCUUUGUAAGGUCUGGCCCUGUCAGGCACUCCAGCCACGCAGAAGCCCCAUGUCGGGCCGGCGCUGCGAGCCGAGCUACAGGUCAGUGGUGCCAGUAAGACUGGUGCACCAGGGCUGCUACAGCACACGAGUCUACCGGCCCCGGUAUUGUGGCCAGUGUACCGACGCCCGCUGCUGCUCCCCAUACCGGACCAGCACGGCCACCGUGGCAUUCCGGUGCCCCACAGGCAGGCUCCUACACCGGGCAGUCAUGAUGAUCCAGUCCUGUGUCUGUCACUACAACUGCCCCUACUCAGCUUCAGGCCCCUAUGCAGCUGUACCCUACUCAGUUUCAGGCCCCUAUGCAGCUGUACCCUACACAGCUUCAGGACCCUAUGCAGCUGUACCCUACCCAGGCCCUUCACGCUCAUACAGGAGCCCUGCCAUUUGGGGCUAGACUUGCAUUUCGAUUCAACCCUCCAGUCCCCCUUGAGAACCUAGGGCGUCCACCGUGGCUCUCCACCUCAAUAUGUUCAGCAUAGGGCUUUUUCCCAGGAGAUCUCCACUUUACUACUUACUGUAAGUUAUUGUAGAGAUCGAGAGCCCUAUCCUACCCCCCUUCAUGCACUGACACUCCCAUACUGAGACAUGGGAGCAACACGUAUUCUGUGUCCCAAUGUCCAUACCGGUACACUACUUGCCAAAUAGAUAGAUAAGUGGUAUACAAGUAUGGAUAUUGGAACAGAGCCUCUCUCUAUCACGACUGGAUCCAGCAGGUGUAACCUAUACCUCUUAGGAUAGAUAGGGGAAGUGAAAUGGUCUUCUGGGUAAUAAACUGGGACUGAGUUGGGGGAUAAAGCCCUGACAUGACUGGACAAGGUCAGUCUGCACUAAGACCUCUACUCUCUUCCAUUUUAUCACCUGUCAUAGGGUGACCCCAUGAGGAGGAGAAUAGGUCAAUAAACCCUAAUUAGCUAGGCUCGUCGCAGGUCUGUUUGUGUUUUUCUCUACUACAUGGUCAUUGUCAAGCCAAACAUUUAGCAUGACGUCUCCAUAAGGAGACUGACAGAGCUACUGUUUAGCAUAUGGAAGUGAACUACUGUAACACAACACGUCUUGUCUACUGAUUGACCAACUGUAGUAUCAUAUGACUAGACUAGACGACAUGUGUUGCCUUUCUUGACUCAUCUUAGGUCUUAGUGUUUCUCCUGGACUCCUGACUUAGUUGACUGAAUAAGUGUUGUUACUUACAUUUUCGUGAAUUUAUUUUACAGAAUGACACCAACUUUUGGGUUGAUAGACACUGUAUCUUGCCUUGCAAAUUCCAUCUGUUGUAUCAGUUUGUUUGUUUAUAAAUGUGUCUAUUUUGUGAUGAAAUUGUACUUUUAUUUUCUAAGUUGCUGUAAAUAUAAACCAUUCUUAUGCUUUUUGAAACAUACAACU
Molecule: messenger RNA, 2282 nt
Organism: Oncorhynchus gorbuscha (pink salmon)
Lineage: Eukaryota; Metazoa; Chordata; Actinopteri; Salmoniformes; Salmonidae
Product: CCN family member 2-like
Exons: 5
Coding region: 1-1296 (431 amino acids)
Biological process (GO): cell adhesion; signal transduction
Cellular component (GO): extracellular matrix; extracellular region
Molecular function (GO): integrin binding; heparin binding
Source: RefSeq, a predicted model, not a curated record